AUGGUCGUUCUCGCAGCGUCGAUAUGUACCCGUGGAGGGAAGGCCGUCCUCUCCCGUCAAUUUCGCGAUAUUUCCCGCUCCAGAAUUGAGGCGCUCCUGGCAUCUUUCCCCAAGCUUGCGGACUCUGGCACCCAGCACACUACUGUUGAGCAGGACAAUGUGCGCUUUGUGUACCAGCCAUUGGAUGAGCUGUACAUUGUCCUGAUCACCAACCGCCAGUCGAACAUUCUUCAGGACAUUGAUAGUCUGCAUCUGUUUGCUCAGGUGACAGCCAGCAUCUGCAAGAGCUUGGACGAGAGGGAGAUCCUCCGCAAUGCUUUUGAGCUGUUGAGCGCAUUCGAUGAGUUGGUCACACUGGGAUACCGGGAGAAUCUGUCCUUGUCACAAAUUAAGACAUUCCUGGAGAUGGAGAGUCAUGAAGAGAGGAUUCAAGAGAUUAUUGAACGGAACAAAGAGCUUGAGGCGAGUGAAGAGCGUAAACGCAAGGCCAAGCAACUUGAGAUGCAGCGCAAGGAAGCUGCUCGCUCAGGUAAUCGAGGCAUUCCCCCUCGCGCACCGUCCUAUCCCGCCUACACACCUCCUGCGCGUCCAUCAGCGCCGGACUCUUAUGACUCUUAUGAGGCAGAGAAGAAAAAGACGUUUGCCAAGCCUCUCCCCACUCGCGGCAAGGGUAUGCAGCUCGGAAAGAAGUCCAAGGCCACUGAUAUCUACGAAAAGGUCCGUGGAGAGCUAGGCCCUCAAGAGGAAGACACCCCUCUUGUUACCCCACAGGUUUCCACGCCUGUCCAAGAACCUGUCUCAGCCCGCCAGUCUCUAAAUGCGGAUCGUGAGCCCAUCCAUGUCACUAUUGCUGAGACCAUUUCUGCGACUCUUACCCGCGAAGGCGCCUUGAAGUCAUUUGAAGUCAAGGGAGACCUUCAGCUCCGUAUUACCGAUCCAGCUUUCACCAAAUUACGCCUCGAUCUGCAAGCCAUUCCAACGCAUGGUGCCCAGUUCCGAACCCACCCCAAUGUCGAUAAGGCUCUCUUCACCAACACCUCCGCGAUCCAGCUCAAGGACACAACCAAGCGAUUCCCCGCGAACAAUGCCAUUGGGGUUUUGCGGUGGCGUGUGGCUAGCUCGGCUGACAAUGCCGAUAUUUUACCCAUUACCUUCACGGUCUGGGUGAACAAGGGAUCGGACUCAACCACUGUGACCGUCGAGUACGAGCUCACGGGCUCUGACAGUCUGCGUGAUGUUGUUGUCACUAUUCCAUAUGGCGCAACUGAGCCUGCUGUUUCCAGCUUCGAUGCCGUUUAUGAGGUCUCUGGAGACAGCAUUGACUGGAACAUCGGCGCUGUUGAUGAGUCAAACGCUUCCGGUAGCUUCGAGUUUGAAUCUACCGAUGGCGACGAGAACGAGUUCUUCCCUAUGAGCGUUCGUUUCACCAAGACCCAGCCAUUCGUCGAGGUCGAUGUUACUCGAGCUUCCCUUCUAGAAAUGGAGGGCGAAGAAACCGGAUUCUCCAAGGAUAUCCGUAGUGUUGCAGAGAACUUCCUCAUCGAGUGA
Molecule: messenger RNA, 1548 nt
Organism: Penicillium chermesinum
Lineage: Eukaryota; Fungi; Ascomycota; Eurotiomycetes; Eurotiales; Aspergillaceae
Product: coatomer subunit delta
Exons: 4
Coding region: 1-1548 (515 amino acids)
Biological process (GO): Golgi localization; endoplasmic reticulum to Golgi vesicle-mediated transport; retrograde vesicle-mediated transport, Golgi to endoplasmic reticulum
Cellular component (GO): cytosol; COPI vesicle coat
Source: RefSeq, a predicted model, not a curated record